CACACAACCUGUCGCCGGACCUGGGCCGCAUAGGAUCACCUAGGAUGGUAUUGAGAUGGAUACCACUCCGACCGUCCGCCCGCGGUACGAGUUGCCCAUCUCAAUCCCGAUAUUUCUUUCUUGAUGUCAAAGAGAUUACCACCCCGGUCCGCAUGCCCGCGACAUGGGUCGGCUCUUUGAUGAUGCCGGAGUUACGAGGACCCGACUUAGUCCGCAUGCCCGCGGCUAGUCCGAGCAUCUUCGUGGCUCCACUUUGUUAAGCCUUCUAGAGUAGAAAUCGAGCCACGUAGCAUGCGUAUGUCUAUGUGAUUGCCACCCGGUUAUUGGUAAAGUAAGUCCUUUAAACUUUUUCUUCGCAAUUUAUUUACUUUAUCGUAUUAUUUUGUCGGUCCAUGACAUUAGGUUGAUCGCAAGUCUUGGUCAAUAUACAAUGGGAAAUUCCGACAUUCGACUUAUUCUCCCUCCCAAGAAGGAACUCAACGCGUGGUGGGACAAGCUAGACCGAGCUGGUCGUGAGUUCGUGGAAUUAACAAUUGGCCGACUCCUCCCUCUGUUGCGUAUCAACAUUCAUGGCGGCCUCAUUCAAGCACUUGCCCAUUGUUGGUGUCCAGAGACGACUACUUUCAUCUUCGGUAAGCAUGAGCUCACUCCGACCUUAGAAGAAUAUAGCAUUGCCAUUGGAAAACCUUUGGAAUUAGAAUUAAUUAGUCCACCUAUUGGAAUAAAUCUUGUCUCGAUUUUAUCUGAUUUUCUGAGAAUCAAGGAAGAAAAGAUAAGAAAAAUUUUAAAAGGUCACCGCAAUACUUGCCCAUUUUCAUUUCUUGAUGAAUGUUUCCAAAAUGGCACUUCAUUUCAAAUGAGAAGGAUUUUCCUACUAGCUUUCUUUGGGUUUAUACUUUUCCCUCACUGCAAGAAUGCUAUUAAUCCUUUGAUUGCUAAGUUAGUGGGACAAGUGUGUGGGGGAAUGAACUUUGUUAAUGCCCUCCUGGCAGAAACUUUUCUUUCCCUUUCUCGAUUUAAAGAAAAUGGUGACAAAAUCUUUCGUGCUUCUCCUGAACUUUUGCAAAUUUGGUUCUUAUCCCACUUAAAAGGGUUUGGUGUUCUAAUGAUUAUACGUGAAGUUAGCAACUCUGAUCACCCUAUCAUGAGAUUUGAGAAUAAACAAAAACAUGCACCGGAUUAUCAUUAUUCCAAUUGGCUGGCUUUCUUUAAAAAUCCAAAGUCCAAAUGUUUCCUAUGGCAUGCUAAAUGGUUCCAAGUUCGUGAGGCCAGACUCACAUGUGGACGUGUUGGCCCAAUCCCUUUACUGGGAUUCACUGGGGCAAUGGAAUAUUACCCAACUAGGGUGACUCGCCAGUAUCAAGUGGUGCAAGAGCUUCCCCCAGCUUUGAAGCAAGCUGAUUCAAUUCGAGUCGACUUCACCGACGGAGACCUCGACCAUGAGGAUAGCAUUUCUUUAAUCAAGUCGUUGUGGGAUAUGUGCCAUCCACAAAUGCUCAUAUGGCCCGAAAAAGAAUUAGAGGGUAAAGAAAGAAAGUAUUAUGCUACGGCUGAAUACAUUCGACGACACAAGAUUCCAGAUAAUUUACUCCCAAAGAUACCAAUGGUGCCUGAGAAGAUCACCAACCGUGCUGAGAAAAGAUGUCUCAAGAGAAAAGCUGAGAAGUUACAAGAGCAAGUUACACACUUGGCCAAGGAGAAUAAGCGAUUACGUUUGGAAAUCACAUCCCAGUUGUAUAUUGAUCAAGCCAAAUGAAAUGG
Syzygium oleosum is the source of this 1761-nucleotide messenger RNA. RefSeq lists its product as uncharacterized. NCBI's taxonomy places the organism in Eukaryota, Viridiplantae, Streptophyta, Magnoliopsida, Myrtales, Myrtaceae. The transcript has a single exon. The record is from RefSeq and is a predicted model, not a curated record. Bases 431 to 1756 code for a protein of 441 amino acids.